UAACUGGGUCGAAAGAAGCUACCGGCUAAAGCGGUUCAUAUGUAUGGGUAAACUUGGAUUCAGCAAGGCACACAGAACUCGACAUUGCAUAAGGGUGACAUCACAUCAUUUUGAAAUUCAUCCGCCCACUUACCUUGGGGUCUGUAAUUGGAGAUUUUUACCUAAGAUUGACGAUAUAACUGGCUCGAUGGAAAACAAUCUGUCUAGUUAUGAUUAGAAGGUGAGAUAAUUGACUGGAAGCAUAUCACAUCUCAGAGUAAUUACCUUAUGCAAGCGGUGAGUGUCGACUAGAAUCAGUUGAUUCACUGUAGAAUCAAUUUCUCAGAGACUUCUAAUUUCAACGAAUACUACUCGACUGCUCCAAUAGAAGCUACGAUUAUAAUCGCAAAAACUACUCUUAACAGAACGUAUGGUUUAUGAUAACUGUAAGUCUGAAUGCACUCUUUAUGGUUUUAUGGAAAGGCGUUUCCAAGCAGAUGCGUUUUUCAAAUAGUCGAACUCUUUGUCUGUAAAUCAAAGAUUACGAUCAUUAUCACAACACACUCAUCGUCUUAAGCAUCGUCGUUAGCGUCACCGUUUACAUCGACGUCAAUCUAACUAUCUUCGAAGUAAACUAAAAUAUUUCAUCGUCGGGAACAUAGUCCUUAGCGACAUCGCUCACGAUAUCAAUAUCAUCUACGCAUAGCACAACAGAACUUCACGGGCACAGCGUCAUUUUCGUUCACGAGGUCAUCUAUAGCAUACCACAAUAGAACUUCACGGGCACGCGUCAUUGUCGUUCACGAGAUCAUCUAUAGCAUACCACAACAGAACUUCACGGGCACAGCGUCAUUGUCGUUCACGAGGUCAUCUAUAGCAUACCACAACAGAACUUCACGGGCACAGCGUCAUUGUCGUUCACGAGGUCAUCUAAACAUACCACAACAGAACUUCACGGACACAGCGUCAUUGCCGUUCACGAGGUCAUCUAUAGCAUACCACAACAGAACUUCACGGACACAGCGUCAUUGCCGUUCACGAGGUCAUCUAAACAUACCACAGCAGAACUUAACAGGCACAGCUUCAUUGUCGUUCACGAGAUCAUCUACGCAUACCACCGACAUCACUUCCCAGCUAGCAUGGGGUGUGGAUCGAGCCACACUCAGACCGCAUUGAUUCGUGACAUGUACCGUGAGCCAAGCGAGUUUGAUACAUGUACCUCCGUCAUCUCGGGGAGGGAGUACAGAGGCGAACCAGACGGGAAAGAAGUCUCAUCGGCAGUUGGUGAUCCUCAGACCAAGAGUGAGCUUCUCCAUGCGAAUAGGAAGCCGGCUUCAAGAUCACCUUUUCCUCAAAGAAGCGAAGACAAUGUCGGCAGAAACAAGUCACCUGGAAAACCCGAAACCUAUAAAAACGGGAAAAGAGUAAACUUCACGGCUCUGAGUGAACACAACGAGCACGAUGUCGGUGGUGAUCGACAUAAGACGACGAGGACCGCGAACACGGCUGACAGUGUAAGGGUAGACCUCGUGCAUGAGGUGUCUGCUAUGAGAGGAGUACCUGACGAAGACCGGGAUUUCCUCGUAGCGACGUAAUCCUUGGUUGUAUCAAAUAUACCCGUGAAGCGGCCGGAACGAUUCCAGACGUUGAGGUCGCUCUGCAGAGUGGCCAAGGUAUCCGACACGGUAAGAUUUACGCAUGGGCGCAAUGUGUCUCGUCAAGAAGUAGGAGCGCUCUAGUCCUCUAGCAGAGGUCUCCUCUUCCUCUAGCCUUCUUGUGCCUGAGACUUGCCAGAUUAUUCCUGUAUUCUCCUCAUCUCAACAGUUGAGCAGUGAUUGGAGGAAACAUAAACAAGCUACAGAAGGCGUCAGAAUCUUGUAAUCUUAUUCGUCAAAUUCAUCGAACGAUUAUCACCAUUGAAAUGGACACUGAAGAAGAAAAGCGAAUGAUAUAAAGUAUUUAUAUAUUUUUGUAUCAAAUUGGAACUUCCUGAAACUUAAUCGCACCUGCAUACAGAGAGACAUUCUUGGAAAACGGAGCAGUGGUUAAUGCUGUAUAGGUGUUUGGUUAACAAUAUUCAUGAGCCCAAUCUCGAUUGUAAUUCAUGGACCACGAUAUAAUUGGUAAUGGUGCUCAAGUUAUGAAGGUAUAGGCCGAAACUUCAAGUUCAAACAUAUCAUUUUCUUUUAAUUUUUAUAAAUAAUAUGUAAUCAAUUCAUCGUAUGUAAAUAGAUUGUAACCAUUUUUUUUAAAACAAAUAAAGGGCCCCGAGUCUUUGAUGAUAUGCCAUCAUGUUUGUGUUGAUUAAAGGCAGUGUAGUGGCUUCGAAGGGACACAGGGCAUAAUUAUGUACCCCCCCCCCUCCACCGGGCAAGCAAAAAGGAACAAUGAAAAGAGGAGAACAGAAUACGGUAAACAAAGGCAACAUGAAAAGAAGAUAAUAGGACCCAUCCACCACCCUCCCCUAUAUAAUUAUGUGUGACUUUAUUAAUUCGCAUCUCAUACACAUAAUAACACCACCCCUCUCUCUCUCUCUCUCUCUCUCUCUCUCUCUCUCUCUCGCUCUCUCUCUCUCUCUCUGUCUAUGUCUCUCUCUCUCUCUCUCUCUCUCUCUGGUACAUGUGCCUCUAGAAACUAAUGAUACACCGCUGAAUGGAAUAACGUGUCACCGGGCUAGCUUAAUCCAAUCAAUGUGUCACUCAUAAGAAACGCAACGAACGCAAUUACAAAGACUCUCAAGACACCAACAUCGGGCAAUUAUACCACUACAGCCUUAAUUGUGCGCCAUGCUUUCAAACUUGCGAGCUUUAUUUACAAUGACAUACGCAAAUAUGAUUUAUUCCAGGCAAUAAAAUAGGGUAGGCCUACUGCAAAAUGCCAUAUAGAUGAUUUCUUGAAAAUCUUUGCGAUUAUGUUGAUUGUAGGUAGCAGAGCAAUGUUCGCCAUGUAUGUGUCUAUAUUUUGCAGGGUUAUCAAUAUUCGUUCAGCUGUAUUAAAUUGACAUUUUGGGCCAAAUCUGACCUAAAUGGUGUUAAAAUACAUUUAUGUUGAAAAACGAUUAUGGUAAUUAUUUUAUUAGAUGUUCUUUGUAUCCUAUGAUUGACAUGGCGCGAUUGUUGUUGUUGUUGCAUUUUCAUGGACAUUUUAAAUUUCAU
Messenger RNA from Strongylocentrotus purpuratus (purple sea urchin), 3134 nucleotides. RefSeq lists its product as uncharacterized. The coding region runs from base 1119 to 1574 and encodes 151 amino acids. NCBI's taxonomy places the organism in Eukaryota, Metazoa, Echinodermata, Echinoidea, Camarodonta, Strongylocentrotidae. The record is from RefSeq and is a predicted model, not a curated record. The transcript is spliced from 2 exons.